This is a messenger RNA of Synchiropus splendidus (mandarinfish), 9163 nucleotides long. It is a transcript of the gene tep1, whose product is annotated as telomerase-associated protein 1. Gene Ontology annotation, molecular function: telomerase activity; telomerase RNA binding; protein binding. The record is from RefSeq and is a predicted model, not a curated record. Gene Ontology annotation, cellular component: telomerase holoenzyme complex. Bases 359 to 8290 code for a protein of 2643 amino acids. NCBI's taxonomy places the organism in Eukaryota, Metazoa, Chordata, Actinopteri, Syngnathiformes, Callionymidae. The transcript has 58 exons. Gene Ontology annotation, biological process: telomere maintenance via recombination.
UAUAUAUAAACGAAUUUCCUUUCGGAAAUGGCGACCUGAAUAAACGUUACAUAUUCCACUGUGAGAAAAUAAUAUCGUCAUGUAAAUAUUGCCUUGCAAAUAUUGUCAUGUAACAAUGAGAUAUAUUUGGUGAUCAUAGCGUUUUAAACGGGAUUUUAUGUUGGAAACGGGAAAAAGGAUCACUGCUGUUUUGGGACUGCUCUCAUAAGACUGUCAUUACGGUAACUGCAAUGCCCAGCCUGAUUCACAGGGAUUCAGGAAGUAAAUAGUAACCAGAAUGAGCCUCACUUUAGACGACUUUUGAGCAUAUGACUUAGGUCUCGAACACCGUUUACACCGCCUCGGAGCUCUAUUGUUGAUGUUCAGCGAGAUGAAGGCGUUGACGUUGCAGCCGACACUUGUCGGGGAGCCAUGUCAGCUCACCGCUGGGCGAAGCUUGACCUCCAACUAUGUGCCCCCUUGCUUGGAGAACAAGUUCUUGAAGCAGACCCCCUCGCUUGUACCUCCUCUGCUAUCCAGCUCCUCUCUGCAACCCUCCACUCUCACCUCCACCUCCUCAAGGCUUCUCUCAACAUCCUUCAUGCCCUCCUCUCUGCUCAGCACUGAGAACAAGCUUCUAAAAAAGGACGCCUCUUCCACGCUCACCCCUUCCACCUCAUUCCCCACAACCUCUCAGCCCCCGUGCCUCACCAGUCGCUUUUGUCAUCCUCCCUCAUUCCUCGGUGGUGAACAGCAGAAACCAGCUGUUCUAGAUGGAGGUGAAAAUGAAAUAUCUGCGGCAGAGCCCAGCAAUUUUGACCAGACGACUUGGUCUUCUACCAGCGAUGAUGAAACGUCUGAGGAGAUGGAGGGCUCUUGGUCCAGCUUGGUAGCACCAUUCCAUGUCACGGAUGAGAUGGAGGAGCCAGAUCAGGUUCUGGUCUGCAGGAGCGAGGAGUUUGCUGUGCUCGACCGAGGAAACCAGGAGAUUGUGAACAAUUUAAAGGACAAAAAGUACCUAUUCCUGAACAUGGUGUGUUGCUCCCUGGUGAGCAAGAACGUGCCUCCAGGAGCGACUAAGUGGGACGCUGAGGACAGUGUGUGGACCAAGAUCACAAAUCUGGUGAAGGAUAUUUCAGAGAGCGAUCCGCAGUUUGUCCUCAAGGUGGCAGUAUACACCCGUCAGGAGUUAAACAUAAGAAUUACCGCCAACUUCCUGCUGGCUCUCGCCGCCAACCUGCCCACCACCAAGUGUCACGUACGCAGAUACAUAUGCGCUGCCAUUCAGCUCCCAUCCGAUUGGCUGGAAGUGGUGCGGAUCUACACCAAGUGCUUCAGCCCAUCGCUGCCGAUGAGCCUGAAGAAAGGUCUGACUGACAAGUUCAAGGAGUUUAAUGAGUAUCAGCUGGCCAAGUACAACACACGGAAGCAUCGCUGCAAACACCCGGGGAAGGCUGCCAAAGCGAAGCCCAAACCGAGCCCCGAGCAGAUGAAGAAGUGGGCGGAGCUGCUCCGAUCGGAGCCAUCUUUCCUGGAGAAAUACCUGCAGUCAGAGAAGAGACAGGUGGUGGAUAAGAAGCAGGACCAGUUCAGUCUGAAGAAGAUGAUCCAGAGGCUUCACAUUAAAGAGCCGGCUGAACACGUGAUGGCUAUCCUGGGGAGGAAGUAUCCAUCAGACGUGAAGGCGUUCACUCACAGUGGGCUGAAGGGCCAGUGGGACCAUGAGAGGGCCGGGCAGAGGAUGAAGCUGAAGGAGCCGGAGACUUGGGAGCGGCUGCUGAGCCGAGAGGGCAACAAGGCUGCAACAUGGGAGCGUCUCAUCGAUAAUAAGUCCCUCCCCUUCAUGGCCAUGCUGAGGAACCUAAGGAACAUGAUCAUGCAAGGCAUCAGUGAGCGUCACCACCAGAAGAUCAUCAGCCGACUCACCAACAAGAAAGCUGUGAUCCAGAGCCGGCAGUUCCCUUUCCGGUUCCUUUCUGCCUACAAAGUCAUCAUGGAGCUUCGUCGCAUCGCGUGUGAAGCAAAGCAGGCCGUCCCGUGCAUGUCUGACAUUCUGACCAGCAUCCUGAAGAAGAUCCCAAAGAGCAGGCGCUACCGGAAUAUGGAGUGGGAGAAGACCAAGAAGAGCCGUAAGAGGAUGACGCUGGGUGUGCCGUACGUCUACCAGAUGUAUCGCGUUAGGAAGGCCCAGCUCAUCAAAGCCAACCAGCGUCACUACACUGUGGAGCUGCUGGAUCGCUACCGUGCAGCACUGGAGGUCUCUGUCCAGAUCUCCUGCCGCUACAACAUCCCGCCUCUACCCGGACGGACUGUCAUCCUACUGCCCUCUUCAUGGGUGGAUGAUGAGGCUUGGCUGAAAAAACUUGACUUCUGCCUCCCACCGGAGGAAGAGGAGGAAGACUCCGAGAAUGAGGAGAAGGGGGAAGAGGAGGAAGACUCCGAGAAUGAGGAGAAGGGGGAAGAGGAGGAAGACUCCGAGAAUGAGGAGAAGGAGGAAGAGGAGGAAGACUCCGAGAAUGAGGAGAAGGGGGAAGAGGAGGAAGACUCCAAGAAUGAGGAGAACGGGGAAGAGGAGGAAGACUCCAAAAAUGAGGAGGAGACAAAGGAGGAUGGGGAAGAGGAGGAGCCGCAGAACAGACAGAGUUUGAGGAGGAAGAAGAAGGAAGAAGAGCGAGACAAACUCACACCUUCGGCACAGGAGGUGGCGUCUCUCCUCGCUCUGAUGCUCGCCAGCUGCUGCGAGGAUGCUAGCAUCUUCAUCACUGAAUGGGGCCGUCAGCAUAAAGUCUCGCUCAAGUCAGACGUCCUGCUGGAGAACGUGAGGAGCGUGGUCAAGAGAAUGACGGAACUCCAGAAUUUGGACUCCGACCAAUCUGUCGGCGAGGAUGUCUUCCCUGCAAAAAGCAAGGUGGACAACGUCAUUAUGUUGACCAGCACCUCUGUGUCCUGGGACCUCCAGUGGCUGGUCCGCAAAUAUAGGGAGGAUGUCAACAAGAACGUACUCGCGGUGACUCUCUACUUAGCGGAAUGGUUUUUCGGACAGGAUUCCGAGGACGACCCUGGCAUGGUGCAGCUGGUGGGCUUCAGUGAGCAGAUGUUGAGGUUUGUGGCGGAACGCGGCUCCUCCAGGCUGCUGGAUCAUGUGGAACAUAUGGACAAGCUGCACAACAUCCCACCACAGCACGGCGCUACAGAGACCGCCAUGGUGGCCAACGUCUCCAUACCUGUCAGCCCAAGAGUUAGAUGGCGCACAGUCCGAGUCUUCAUCUCCUCCACCUUCAGAGACAUGCAUGCAGAGCGAGACUUACUCGUGCGCUUCAUCUUCCCUGAGCUCCGCCGCCGCGCCGCUACACACCGCCUCCAUCUGCAGGAGGUGGAACUGCGCUGGGGUGUGACGGAGGAGGAGUCUGCUCGGACCGUGGAGAUGUGUCUGUCGCAGGUCUGUCGCAGCCAGAUGAUGGUUGUGAUCCUGGGUGAAAGAUACGGACUGGUCCCGCCUAGACCCACCCUGCCGGGACGCCCGGAGUAUUCCUGGCUGGCUACAGCUCCGGACGGACUCUCGGUCACAGAGCUGGAGAUCCGUCAGUUCCAGGCCCUUCACUCGGACUCACUAGCGGAGAGGAUGUUCUGCUACUUCAGAGACACGGAGCUCAGCAAAUCUGUUCCUGCAUCGUGGAAAGCUGACUUUUCCUCCGAGUCCAAGGAGGCCCAGUUCAACUUGAACGCUCUGAAGAAUAUGCUUCGGAAGAGCGACGCAAAAGUCACUGAAAACUACCCCUGUCAGUGGGGGGGUGUGGUCGAGGGGAAGCCCUACCUGGAAGGCCUGGAGGACUUUGGAAAAGCUGUCUUACGAGAUCUGUGGGCCGCAAUCGUCAAGGAGUUUGUUAAGGAGGAUGAUGAGGCCAUGUCAGAUGUGCUGGAGCAGGAGGUCCACCAGGAGGCGCUGCAGACUCAGUGCUCUGGCAGAGGCAGGCAGCUGUUGGCCGCUGUGGAUAUGGUGCAGCAGAUCCAGCUGGGCGGAGGCAUGAUGUUGGUGGAGGGCGCUCAGGGAGAAGGCAAAAGUGUCUUCAUGGCGGCUCUUGGAACUGUCUGCAGCACUGGAGUAGUGCCCACAAAGAACUUUGACUACGACGCCAUCUUUUACUCUGCAACCGCCAGCCAAUCAGCUGCCUCUGCAGGUCACAUGCUCAGAUACUUGGUGAGGUCUCUGAGGAAGCUGCAGGAAAAUCAAGAUGAACCUCCAAUGCCCCUGGUUUACAGAGAUCUGCUGUCAGAGUUUCACAGCACCAUAAGGAACAGGAAGGAUAAGAAGCCUCUGGUGUUGUUGGUGGACGGAGUGGACCUGGUGGUGGACGGACACGGUCAGAUGAGCUCUGAGUGGAUCCCUCAGGACCUCCCUCCGAACUUUUGCCUGGUCAUGAGCGUCACAUCCAAUUCUGCGCUGCUCCACACGAUUGCCAAGCGGAAAGGAGCCAUCCUCUUCUCACUUGGACCACUGCCAGCGCGCGAGAGGAUGAAGAUAGUCGAGAAACAACUGGACGAUUUCGGGAAGAAGCUCAGCGACUCUGCAUUCAACAACCAGCUCCAGACUCUGGUCGGGAAGAAGGGAGCCGUGAGUCCUCUCUACCUGCGUCUGGCCUGCGAGCACCUGAAGAACUUUUCCACCUUUGACACGCUGACUCGACACCUGCAGGAGCUUCCAGCCUCUCUGGGCCAGUUGGUCCAGUUCAGCCUGGAGAGACUCUGCUCACAGCACCGUGCCGUCGUGGGACUCCGCUGGACUCUGGCAGCUCUCACUGUCAGUCCCUCAGGGCUGAGAGAGACAGAGCUGUACUCUAUAGUGAACGUGUGCAAUGACCUGGUCUCCGGAGGUGGAGCUGUCACGUGGCCGCAAGUGCUGAACCUGUUCAGGAAGCGUGAAAGUCGCAUUCCGAUGGCAACUUUCACCCAGAUUGCGGGGAGCCUGCAGAGUCUGGUCAAUCCGUCUCACUGCUGCAACGUGGACGACCUCCUGAACCUGACCCAUCCUGAGGUCAAGCAGGCGUUUGAAGACUUCCUCCUGCCCACUGCUGCGGACAGAACCAGAGCUCACCUGAUCCUGGCUGGUCAUCUGUGGUCACUGGCCGACAGUCAAGGAACAGAAACGUUCCUUCACUGUGAAGCCGCUUCAGUGCAGCAGCUGCCAGCUAGUCUAAUCGACUGUGGCCAAGUGGAGGUGCUGGGUUUGCUGCUCUCCAGCUUCUUCUUCCUGUACGCCAGCGUGAGACACAACCUACUGCACCAGUUGCUGCAGACCUACUCUCGCUACGAUGACCUGGCGAAGACAUCUGCUCUCAUGAGUCAGCAGCAGGAGGGUCUGGAGGAGUGUCGGAGAUUCCUGCAGCGGCACGCGGCCCUGCUCGGCUCCUGGCCGGCGCUCUUCAUCCAGCAGGCCCUCAAUGAGCCCGCAGAAUCACUCGCUCAUGUUUGGGCCCAAAUGAUGAUGUCAUCCUAUCACAUGCAAGCAGUGGAAUGGACCAACAACGAGCGGCAGAAGGGAGAGCUGAGCACGCUGGUGUCCACGUUCACCGAUGACCCGACGUGUUUGGUGGUGAGCUCGGAUGGUCAGCUGAUGGUGGUCGGCUCUGCUCAAGGAACACUGCACUUGGUCGACACACACACCCGACAGGAGGUGAAGUCCUUGGUUAGCAGCUGUGACGGCGUCUCCAGCUGUGUGUUCCUCAGCGAUGGCCGACUCGCCGUCACAUCCUUCGACGGACGGAUCGAAAUGUGGGACGUGAAGAGCGCUUGCAAGACGGCUCUGAUCGAAGGACACAGUAACACCAUCACUGCCAGCAGCUGCACAGCAGACAGGAAGCACCUCGCCACCGUGUCCUUGGACUUCACACUGAAAGUGUGGUCUUCUACCAAAGGCCACGAGGAGGCAUCCUGGCCCAGCACCAGCCCUCUGAACUGCGUGACCUUUGACCCAGAGGACCGCCUGCUGGCACUGGGCUGCUGGAGCGGCCAAGUGAUUGUAUGGAACUGGCUGCAGGACCGAACAGAAGCGAUCCUCACGGGUCACCUGAAGUCCGUCCGCUGCGUGUCCUUCUCCCCGUCCUCGUCGUCCAUGCUCUGCUCGGGCUCCAUAUCUGGGGAGGUGCGGCUGUGGUCGGUGCCGACCUCCACCUGUGUGGGAUGUUUCCAGGCCCACCGGGGCUCCACCGAGGCUCUCACCUUCUUGGACGACGGCGCCAGGCUGCUGACGGCUGGAUCGGACUGCAUGCUCCAGCUCUGGUCUGGGGGACUCGGGCGCUCUGUGGCGACGAUGAAGGAUGAAGAGCAGGAGCAGCAGCCUCCUCUGAAGAAGAGGAGGUCAGCGACCUCAGAGCCCGCUGCCUUGUGUGUGGCGGCGAGGGGAGAGUACGUCGCCGUGGGUUACCGUGGCAAAGGCUUCAGACUCUUCAGUCAGAACUCUGGCGAGCUGCUCUGGGCGCCCGAAUACCUCAGACUGACCAUUUACUCCUUGCUGUGGAUCACCGCACCGGUGGAGGAGACGACGGUGGAGCUGCUGGUGACGGCUGGUGCAGACCACCGGCUGCGGGUGUGGAAACAUGACGGCGAGGCAGGAAUGAGCGAGGCGGGCAUGUUCUCUUCGCAGGUGAAGCCGAUCCGGGCCAUGGCCCACAGCCAGAGCUACCUGGCCACCGGCUCAGACGACUGCACUGUGCUGCUGUGGAGGCUGAGCGAGGUCGUGACUGAGGAAUGCAGCGACCCCCACGACCAGCUGAACGGCCACAGUGGGGCGGUCACCUGUCUCACCUUCAGCCCUGACGGGGCCCAGCUGCUGACCGGAGGGAGAGACCAGGCCCUGGUGAUUUGGGAUGUGAGUACGACUCCGGCGGAGCUGACCAGGACGCUCCAUCACGCUCACAGAGACUGGAUCACCGGCUGCGUGUGGACUCCCGACUGUGUGAUGAGUUCGUCCAACGACGGACGGAUCCUCCUGUGGAACCUGACGGAGGGUCAUCAGCUGAAAGAACUCACCUGGUCCAGUCCUCUCUCCACCAUCUGCUCUCAGGGUCCGUACGUCCUGGCCGGAUGUUCCGAUGGUUCGCUCCACAUGUGGAAUUGGGAGACAGACAUGGAGAUCUGCCACAUUCCCGCCCACAAGCAGAGAAUCAACCACUGUUCCCUCCUGGCCGUCGACGACCAUCCAGAAGACAUGAAGGUGGCCACGGCGUCUGAGGACGGGGCGGUUCACCUGUGGAGUCCCAUGCAGGUGGAGCACUUCAGCAGCCUCCUGGGCCACAGCGGCGCCGUGCGCAGCGUCCUCCUGAAGGACAGCGCCCCAGAGUUCCUCAGCAUCUCUGAGGACUGCUCGCUGCGGUGCUGGACGUGGGAGGCAGAGACUCCUCCCAGCUUGCAGGGGCCGGUCACGGCGCUUUGCUUCGCCCCGAGCCACGGCCUGGUUCUGGUCGGGUUUGAGUCUGGUCUGGUGGAGCUGUGGCAGAACAGCAGGCCGGUCGGGAAGAAGCAGGCCGCGGACGUGGCUGUCACGGCCAUGUGCGUCUUGAGGGACGGAAACUUUGCUGUGGGCUACAGGAAACCCGGCGUCGACAUAUGGAGGCUGGAGUGGAAACAAGGACAGACCGCUGCCACCCUGCUAAAGGUCGACACACACAAGGCAGAGAACGGUGUGUCUCACCUCAUCCACUGCCACACUCUGAUUGGCAUAUCCUCCCUCGGACUCAUCUUCAACGUGUUCCACGGGAACGACGACUGGGGCAACCGCGCGUGCGGCUGGGAGAAAAGCGUGCGGGUCCUGGAUGUGGUGCGCAACGACGCCAAGAGCAUCUGGCUGAUGGGCGAGGACAAGAAGAACAUCCACGUCGGCUUCUUGUUUGCGAUGGGGCCUCCGAAGAAUCUCCGGCUGUCGUUUGAAACCGUCAACCUGCUGGGUGACGACUGCUACGAUAUGCAGAAGCUGUCGGAGACGACGACGGCCGCAACGCUGGACGAAGACUUUGUGGUGCGCGGCGACAUGACGGGGAACAUUCGGACCAGUCACACUCCUGACUUCACCUCCUGGAGCGACAAGAAGCCGGCUCACAGCGACCGGGUCAGCGUGCUCCGACUCACCAAAACCACCGUGGUCUCGGGCUCUCUGGACCGGACCGUCAAGAUCUGGGAGCGCAGCACCAUGAAACAGCUGGGCAUGUUCGUCUGCGAGGGCCCGGUCCUGGUUCUGGAGCUGAACCCGGAGAAUCCCAGCGAGAUGGUCUGUGGCGACGGACUGGGGAACGUCUACUUCCUGUCCUGGAGAGGAUGAUCGUGCUGGCGCUGACUGAGCUGAAACAUUUAAUCUGAAGCUUGAAAUAGAAUUAUAUAAUAUGAUUUAUAAUUGCAAGUGCCUUUGGUUUACAAACUUAGACAAGCUUUGUGUUGCUGCUGCUUUUGAACAGUGAAUUGCUUUGAGUUGAACAUCUGCUUUAUUAAAGGCCGAUCACCUGCACGACACUUUUUCCUUCGCGCCCUCGUCACACUGUGGCAGCAUGAAGAGUUCGUCUGCUUCUGUUGAGGCGAGCGCCGUGUGUUGGCGCCCUCUGCCGGUAGACCGUGAGACCUACCUGAAUCCUUCCGCUUCUCCAAACCAAACGGUUCCAGGCAACAGAUCAGCAGCAGCAUUUUGAUCACUUGAAGCUAAAGUGUCUGUAUUGGAUCAGAACUGAAACCAGAAAUGACCGACUGUCAAAGAGAGAGAGGAGCAGAGAUUCAGAGGAAGAGAUGAAAAUUCCCCAUAUUUCCCAGAGAAACGUGAGCGAAGGUCACUUCCUGUCUCGGAUGAUCCAGCAGAUAAAGACUGCAGCGUGGCCCCGGUGAGGAGAGUGUCACAAACUGGACGCUUUGUUUCUGGCUGUGUGGUGUUCAGACCACCUCGGAGCAGGAAGUGACAUCACCAGCAAGCAGAGUGAUGAGGAGACAGCGGCGGAAAUGAAGAGAGAGGAGAGUGUGAUGAAGGUCUCACACACGUCCGUCUGAGGCUGGCACAGACCGACAGCCACCAGCAGGGGGCGACUGAAGUGCCCGCCACAGAGUUUGAAUACCAGCUGGAACUGAUGCACAACAAAGGCGGCGGAUUGGAGGACUCGGCUCGAGGGGCUCGACUUCACUGCAAAUGAAUGCAGUGAAGACACAAAGGGGU